GGUGCGGAAGUCCGGAGCCGGCAAACAUGGCCGCCGCCUACUUCCUUUGCCGGUCUGCGGCUUCCCUGGCCGUCUUGUUGCUCUUGUCUUUCAGAAGCUUGGCAGCUAGUCAGCUCGAGGAUCAAGCAGAACAAUUCUUUAGAAGUGGCCAUACAAACAACUGGGCUGUUUUGGUGUGUACAUCCCGAUUCUGGUUUAAUUAUCGACAUGUUGCAAAUACUCUUUCUGUUUACAGAAGUGUCAAGAGGCUAGGUAUUCCUGACAGUCACAUUGUCCUGAUGCUUGCUGAUGAUAUGGCAUGCAAUCCUAGAAAUCCCAAACCAGCUACAGUGUUCAGUCACAAGAAUAUGGAACUGAAUGUGUAUGGAGAUGAUGUAGAAGUGGAUUAUAGAAGCUAUGAGGUAACUGUGGAAAAUUUUUUGCGGGUGUUAACUGGGAGGAUUCCAUCUAGUACUCCGCUCAAACGUCUUCUUUCUGAUGAUAGAAGCAAUAUCUUACUUUUCCUACAAGGACAUGGUGGAAAUGGUUUCUUGAAAUUUCAAGAUUCUGAAGAAAUUACCAACAUAGAACUUGCUGAUGCUUUUGAACAAAUGUGGCAGAAAAGACGCUACAAUGAGCUACUCUUUAUUAUUGAUACUUCAGGAGCAUCCAUGUAUGAACGAUUUUAUUCUCCUAACAUAAUGGCUCUAGCUAGUAGCCAAGUGGGAGAAGAUUCACUCUCGCAUCAACCUGAUCCUGCAGUUGGAGUCCAUCUUAUGGAUAGGUACACAUUUUAUGUGUUGGAAUUUUUGGAAGAAAUUAAUCCAGCUAGUGAAACUAGUAUGUAUGACCUUUUUCAAGUAUGUCCCAAAAGUCUCUGUGUUUCUACUCCUGGACAUCGUACUGAUCUCUUUCAGAGGGACCCUAAAAAUGUACUGAUAACUGAUUUUUUUGGGAGCGUACGAAAAGUAGAAAUUACAACAGAAACUAUUAGUUUGCAAGAGGAUUCAGAAAUCAUGGAAAGCAGCUAUACGGAAGAUAGGAUGGAUGAGGAUCUAAUGGAACCUCUGAAAUACGCUGAACAACUUCCUGUAGCUCAGAUAAUACACCAGAAACCAAAGCUGAAAGACUGGCAUCCUCCGGGGUUUAUUCUGGGAUUGUGGGCACUCAUUAUCAUGGUUUUCUAAACUUAUGGAAUCAAGCAUAGGAAAUUCAUUUUUAGACUCAAGGACAUAUGAAGAAGAAGUAUUGAAGAGUUCUACCUUGGAUAAAAAUUUCUUAUUAUGUGCUUUAAAAAAUACAUUACUCUUGUGUAAAUUGGAAAAAAGUGUAAGAAAACUAAAUUUUAAUGAACAUUUGACUUCAUAACUUAAAAAUAGUUUGCAAUGCAAUUGCUUCUUAGCCUCUAAAUAUAUUUCAGUUUUUCAUUUUAUGUAUCAUAGAAAGGAAUGGGACAAAGAGAUCAGAAUAGAUUGAUUCUUUUGAAAAUAACAAUUUCCCCUAAUCUUAACCUCUUUUAUUUGGAAAAGAAAAAAAUGUGAGACAUUAAAUUCUCAGUAAAUUAUGUAACGUGUUAAUAAUUUUGUCUGUGUUCUACCAAUUAUGAACAUAUUUUCCCAAAAAUAGACAUCAUAUAGGAAUUACCAUUUUAUAACUUUUCAUUUUAUAUUAUCCAUCUUUUCAUUUCUCCUUGGAUAUUCUUCAAGAAUACAUUGUGAAUGACUGCAUAGUAUUGCUUGUAUGAAUUUGUAACAAUUCAUCUAACCAUCUCCUGUUAUUGGACCACUUACUUAUGUAGUUCCCAGAGUUUCCUUGGGUCAUUCUUAAAUGUAUUAUUAUUUUGCUGUCAGUCACUCUGGGAAUUCUGCAGCUUUAAUUAUAAUAAAGAUGAAAAAUCAGUUCCUUAAUCUAUAAUAUUGACAGUCUUAAGGACCUUUGCUGUCAGUUUGAUCUGGGAAAUUUUAGACCUUUGAGAAUUUCAUAUAUUGACUUCUCAAAGAAACACCCACUAUUUGUUUUUCAUUUCUAAGCCUUCUGUGAUUUUCUAGACUUGAUCACCUCCUCUUCCAUUUCCUCCUUGACAGCCAAAAAAGAUUUUAUUCAUUCUGUUUAAGCUAAUUCUUGGCCCCUGGCUAGAUCUAUACUUUUCCCUCAGAACAGUGCCAUAAAGUAGAUGACCUGCAUGGAAAAAUACACGCUGUGGGUCCUACCUUCUUAUCUGACAAAUAUAUCACAUAGGCUAUAAGCUCCUCUCCCAACCUUUGAUAGAUACAAAAACUCAUCACUGAUUUUUAGCCUACUGGAAAUGGUAUUGAGAUUGUGCUUUGUGAUUAAUGCCAUAUACUGUUUUUUUCUUUUCAAAUUUUUGCAUUGUGGGGCAGGGGGAAUGACUCAAAAUUCAGUAUUGAUGUCCCAGGGAAACUUGUGUUUUAUCUGUUUUUGUCCAAGAAUUUAUAUGUUAAUCUUUUUUCAUUGCAAAGAUCAGUUUUAUAGUUGCAAGUAGAUCAAGAAGACAAACUUCUUUCACAGUAAAACCUCUUAAAAUUAAUAUUCCUGAGAAUUUGUUUACCUUUUAACAGUUAAAUAUUGCUCUUUAGUUACAUGCAGGAAUUGUCAUAUUUUCACAGGCAAAGGUAGUUAGAACAAUUGAUUUUGAGGUUUUUGCUGGCUGAGUCCUUAUUGUAAUGAUGUUUUUUUAUUAGUACACUAUAUAAAUGAAGAAGGAAAAAUAUAUCUAAUUAUAUAGAGAAGGAUCUUUUUGUACCUAGAAAGGAGGAAAACAAACUUAAAUCUGAAUAACCUCAUCUUAGUAGUGCUAAGAGACAAAAAGUUUGAUCAUAUCACCCUCUAGACACUUGCACAAGGUCAUAGGCACCAUGGUGGGGUGCACCUAGUUAGAGUGGCAAAGGAAUUAUGAUUGUUCUUGAGCCAAAGUAAUUUAGCUUGGAUAUAAUGAAACAUAUCCUAAUGGUAAAGGCUGCAGGAAAGUAAAAAGAUUCCUCUUCAGAGGCUAGAGAAGGUGCCCUUCUUAGUUAAAACCAAACUGGGAAAAGUAAUGCUGGAUAUAAUAUACAGGAUUAAUUUUGCCUAGGCAGAGUUUCAAAGGGCAAUUAAAUUUUUCUCUUACACUAUUGAAUUUUCAGAAUAUAGUUAAAGGAAAAAGCUUAAAUAUGUUGAAGUUUAGCUCAUAACCAUGAUAUUUUACAUAAAAUAUAUUCUGCCUUUAAUAAUAAGCAAAUCCUGCAUAUGUAAGUGAGUAUACUUAGGAAAUAUUUUAAGUGCAAUUAACUAGUCUAGAAUUUAAAUGAUAACAUAAAAGCACAUCCUUAAUGUAUUCUGCUUGAGUCACAAAGGGCUGUACAACAUAAAAGUGUUUGUUUUUUUCCCCUUUCUAGCAAUGUUGUUGUGAUGAGGAUCAAAUAGAUGAUGUUAUAAUUAAAGAUUUUGGAAAUUGUAAAUAUGUGGUGGUAUUCUUAAUUCUGCUUAGGAUGAUACUAAGGUGGGAGUUAAUGAUAACAAUGUACUGUUUAACUUUUAAAGCUACUCAAUGUGAUUCUUGUUCUCCUUGCUAUUCUUUUUCUCCUCCCCCACCAUGUCCUUCAGGGAGGAAAAGAAAUAUAGAUAAAUAGAUCCCAGCAGACAUGUCCUGACAUUUCAGGGAGGACCAGAGUAUAAUGAUGCCAUCCUGCAAAGGCAGCCUGUGUGAAAAAAAGAAACCAAAGAUGUGAAUUUUAAAAUUACAAAAGACAUUUAUAUGCAGCUUAUGAAAGGAAAAUGUAGUUUGAAUGCAAAACUGAUUAAAUUGGAUCAAAAAAUUAGAAUUAAAUACAAAUAUAAUGCAUGCAUUUAUGGUUUCCAUUUUUAUAUUUUCUCAGCUUGUUGAAAGUGGAUGACUCCCACAACAAGCAUAACUCAGCUUGCUUCUGCGUACUGAGAAUUUUCUACUAUGGUAUAUGUUGAUAACUUUUCUUCCAUUAUGUAUGUUGUAUAGCAGAGUUACAGUUACUGUGGGAAUCAUCAUUUGAAACUUUGACUCAUGUGUUUCUGGAAUCUUUACUAUGAAUGUUGCAUUAACAUAGAAACGUUUUCAGUUGAUUUUAUCAAAAUUAAGCCCAUCUGUAGUAGAUUGUUUGAACAUGUGAAAGAAAUAUUUUAUAAACAUACUACAAGGUAUGGCUAUAAAGUAAUGAGAUCAGUAUCCAUUUUUGCUUUAUGGCAUCCAGCCUCAUUACUUUAUUGUUAUGUUUCAAACCCAAAGGCAUUUACCAUGAAGAAAAUGGCUUCAGGAUUGCUGUUCUGUUGCUGCCUGCCCUUUUUCACAAUAACCCUGCUGCUGAAAUAAGAAAGUCUUUCAAUUCAUGGACAAUACACCUUGAUGGUGGUAACCAGGCUUUUUUUUUUUUUUUUUUCCUCUUCUUUUGGUGCAAAAAAAAUUUACUGUUUUGGAAAUGUGCUUUAAAAUAUACGUUUUAAUUUAACUGUGUGGACUGUAAAAUUGAUACAAAUGAGGGUGUAACCAAGAAAACUGGUUAUUAAAAAUUCAUU
Messenger RNA from Sciurus carolinensis (gray squirrel), 4524 nucleotides. RefSeq names its product phosphatidylinositol glycan anchor biosynthesis class K (gene Pigk). Gene Ontology annotation, cellular component: GPI-anchor transamidase complex. Gene Ontology annotation, biological process: protein localization to cell surface; attachment of GPI anchor to protein; proteolysis. The record is from RefSeq and is a predicted model, not a curated record. Gene Ontology annotation, molecular function: GPI-anchor transamidase activity. NCBI's taxonomy places the organism in Eukaryota, Metazoa, Chordata, Mammalia, Rodentia, Sciuridae.